Molecule: messenger RNA, 1085 nt
Organism: Erigeron canadensis
Lineage: Eukaryota; Viridiplantae; Streptophyta; Magnoliopsida; Asterales; Asteraceae
Product: protein PFC0760c-like
Exons: 10
Coding region: 137-700 (187 amino acids)
Biological process (GO): transcription by RNA polymerase III
Cellular component (GO): RNA polymerase III complex
Source: RefSeq, a predicted model, not a curated record
AUUUGUCCCCGUGCCUAAGAAGAAGAAAAACUAUACAAUCGGGGCGCAAAAAACACCAACUAACAAAAACAACAUAACAACAUCGAAGAAAAAGCCGCACACAUCCUUUGUUAGGGAGGGGAAUUGGUUUGUUGAGAUGGCGUUUAAUAGAGGAGGAGGGGGACGUUACGGAGGUUAUAGUGCUGGAAACCAUGCUAAACAAGAACCAUUUGAAGUCUUUCCUGAAAUCAAGGAACUCCCUGAUGUCAAUCUUAAACAAAUAGGACAAGAUUUUAGGAGUUUAGUAUCAUGGGGUAAUGAAUUGCAGAAGUUUUGGAUUUCAUCUCCUUAUCAUUUGGGGAAUAUGGGUCAAGAUGCUAAAAAAAAUGCUGGUGUCUUUCCAAUGAUGACUGAUGAGUAUUUUCCUGCUGAACUAGUUGCAGGGAAGGUGAAGCAUAUCAAUAAGAAGAUUCGAUGGGAUCCGCAGUCAGACCUACAGAAGUUGGAUAUUUUUGAGAAGCUGGAUCAAGGACCUCAGGGUCAAGAUGCUGGUGACAAGGAAAAGAACGAGGAUGAAGAUGAUGAUGAUGAAGACAACGAAAAUUUCGAGGAGGAAGAAGACGCUAGUGGUGAUGAUUAUGAUCAGAACAUUGAAUUUGAUGAUGAUGAAGACGAAUUCAACCCGGUUGAGGAUCAUGGUGAUGAUGAGGGUUAUUACUAGGAGAUAAGAAGUCUACAGGUGACAGGUUAGCUCAAAGAUGUAUUGGAUGAUUGAUUGCCUGGUUUUGCUAGAAUUGGAUUUGGACUUGGACUUCUUGGAUCCGUGAUUCAUUAUUCCCGAUUAGGGUUUAUGCUUAGAUGUGAUCCGGUUGCUUGCACUACUAAAUGGUUCGUAUGGAUUUACUUGAUCCUUUUAUGCAUUUAGUUUACUCUACAUAAUUUCCAUAUCGUGCUGUGCUUUUCCUGUGAUACCCCAUGAUUCCGCCUUGUUGGGGUGUUACAUACCAAGCCUAUGAGGCUAUGAUUUGUGUUAGAAGAAAAUGAGACACAGUUAUGAGUUGUAUUUUUCCUGCAUUUUAAUAUAUCGUGGGCGGAUUAUUUGGGAA